UAUGUUAUAUUACAUUUUGUCUGGAUAGCAUCCUUGGAGGCUAACCAGAAGGAUUACCCAUUCGGAGACAUAGUGAACAGUCCAACUGCAAACGAUCGUAUUAUUCAGGAUCUCAUUAAGCGUGUGGAGGUUCUCGAAGCACGUGACAGGAGUCAUGUACAAGUCCUCGAACAACUGGAAAGAAGCCAUAAAAAAGAAAUUGAUGAACUUAAGCAAGAGCUUACCAAUCAAAAGGAUGAAAUCAAAAUUUUACGCAAGAAGAGCAUCGGACAAGAUCGUAUGAUAUCCAGAUUAAUGCGGCAUAUGAAAGUACCUGCUGGGUCGUCUGCUCCAGAUUCUGAAGACAUCGGGGACAAGGUUCAGCAAAUAUCUGUUGAAAGUAAAGUCAACAGAAUUCGACGAGGCGAAAAUGAAGUGGCGGUUGCGUUCACAGCUGGCCUAACACAUACGUUCUCUCAUGCCGGCGCACACCAAAACAUAGUAUUCGAUCACGUGGAAACUAACACAGGAAACGGCUAUAAUCCACAUCAUGGAGUGUUCACUGCACCAGUUUCAGGACUAUAUUUGUUCUACACAUCCGUGCUGGCUGAUCACAACCGCAUAAUUUGGUGCCAAAUUGUCAUCAAUGGGAAGAAUAAAGCCAGCGCGUACGCACGUGGGACAGAUGGUCGACACGAUCAAGGAAGCCAAGCAAUAAUUGUUCAGCUUCAACAAGGAGAUGAUGUCGCUGUUCAGAAUCUUGACGCUGAUGAUUCCAUUUACGGUGACCAGUACAUCUAUUCAACUUUUUCUGGAUUUCUUCUACAGCAAGAUUUUUCUCAGUCUGGCAGUAUUGUUGGAUGAAUUGAAAUGAAAUGUCUGAAAUUACCACGAUACGUGCUUGUUUCAACAACUUCGUUUUUCUUAACGUGAUCUUUUUAACGUCGCACCGACACAACCCUAGGUCAUAUGGCGACUUUCCAGCUUUGGUGGUGGAGGAAGAUCCCAGGUGCCUCUCUGUGCAUUGUUUUAUCACGAGCGGACAGCUGGGUAGAACCACCGACCUUCCGUAAGCCAGCUGGAUGGCUUCCUCAUAUGAAGAGUUCAACGCCCCGAGUGAGGCUCGAACCCACAUCAAUGAGGGGCAAGUGAUUUGAAGUCAGCGACCUUAACCACUUGGCCAUGGAGGCCCCGUUAAAGUGAUCUGUUUAUGAGGUUAAGGUUAAGUAAUUCAAUAUAAAUCGAAUAUGUUAAAACAAAUUUUAACAGCGUAAAUAAAUAGGAAAAUAAUAAAGAAUAUGCCAUUUUACAUUAAGGUAACGAAAGUGUUACUGGAAUAAUUCCCCAGAAUAGAGUUAAGCUAUUGAGUUUCAAUGUAAACGAAAACACCAAAGUAUCUUCUGAUGAUGUGAAAGUCUUAAAGAAAUCAACUGGCGACUCCGUCGGAAAUAACGUCAGAAAAACGACUGCAGCUUUAUCAUAUUCCUUAUGCAACAAGAUAUCAUGAUUUCUAUUGAAGUAUUUCAAUAUACGCCUACAUAGAUUAGGUAAAAAAUGUAACGAUCUUUAUUCAAAUGAUAAUAGUACUGUAAAAUUGUUCAAUUCAUGAUGUAAAGAAUUAAACUAUAUUUUAUUGCUUUGUAUGAAAAAAAAAAUCAUCUAGAAUCCGAACUGUAUCAGAUUAUGAUUAAGAAAGUUGUAAAAAUGGGUUCAUAGCUUUAUUUUUAAAAACUAAUAGUUGACCAUGAAGUUAUUUUUUACGCCGACA
Mercenaria mercenaria is the source of this 1747-nucleotide messenger RNA. RefSeq lists its product as uncharacterized. The transcript is spliced from 2 exons. The record is from RefSeq and is a predicted model, not a curated record. NCBI's taxonomy places the organism in Eukaryota, Metazoa, Mollusca, Bivalvia, Venerida, Veneridae. Gene Ontology annotation, molecular function: protein binding. The annotation marks the transcript as partial.